Messenger RNA from Pogonomyrmex barbatus (red harvester ant), 2898 nucleotides. It is a transcript of the gene Hrs, whose product is annotated as Hepatocyte growth factor regulated tyrosine kinase substrate. Gene Ontology annotation, molecular function: ubiquitin binding; phosphatidylinositol binding; metal ion binding. Gene Ontology annotation, biological process: receptor internalization; endocytic recycling. NCBI's taxonomy places the organism in Eukaryota, Metazoa, Arthropoda, Insecta, Hymenoptera, Formicidae. Gene Ontology annotation, cellular component: early endosome. The record is from RefSeq and is a predicted model, not a curated record.
AUGUUUCGCAGUUCGACUAAUUUUGACAAAUUAUUGGAUAAGGCGACGAGCCAUUUGCAGUUAGAACCAGACUGGCCUACAAUUAUGCAAAUUUGCGAUCUUAUACGUCAAAGCGAUGUUCAGCCAAAAGUUGCUCUUACUGCUAUAAAGAAAAAGAUGAUAAACAGUAAUCCACAUGUAGCAUUAUAUGCUCUACUGGUACUGGAAUCUUGUGUAAAAAAUUGUGGGACAUUGAUUCAUGAUGAAAUUGCUACCAAACAAUACAUGGAACAAUUAAAAGAAUUAGUUAAAACCUCUCCACAUGAAAAUGUUAGACUAAAAACUUUAGAGCUAAUACAAGCUUGGGCUCAUGCAUUUCGACAUAGUCCUAAAUAUAGGACAGUUCAGGAUACAUUAAAUAUAAUGAAAGCUGAAGGUUAUCAAUUUCCUGUUUUAAAAGAAAGUGAUGCUAUGUUCAGAGCGGAUACUGCACCUGCAUGGGCAGAUGGUGAAGUAUGCCAUCGUUGUCGCGUAACUUUUAGCAUGGUCCAACGAAAACAUCAUUGUAGAGCAUGUGGUCAAGUCUUUUGUAGUCAAUGUUCAAGCAAGGUUUCUACUCUACCAAAAUUCGGAAUUGAAAAAGAAGUGCGGGUUUGCGAGGCUUGUUAUGAACAAGUUAACAAACCAUCUACAACGCAGACCAAAGAUACAGAUCUCCCAGCUGAAUAUCUCAAAAGCACUUUGGCUCAACAGCAACAAGUUCCAGCUCGAAAAACAGAAGAAGAAUUGCGAGAAGAGGAAGAAUUAAAUCUAGCGAUAGCUUUAAGUCAGAGUGAAGCUGAACAGAAAGAAAAAGAAAAGAAACGUGCUACAAGUGUUUUAAAAUCCAAUCCAACUCCUAUAUCUAGAACAACGUAUUCUCCCCCACCAUCACCUGAUCCUAGUCCAUCACGGGUACAAGAUGAUGAUGAAAUUGAGCCUGAACUUGCUAAAUAUUUAAAUCGCAAAUAUUGGGAACAAAGACAAACUGUAAACGAAGAGCAUGGAUCAAGAGUAGAUGUGACUAGUCCAUCUGCGCCUAAUAUAAGCAGUCCAAUGCCUCAAAAACUUAUACUAGUAAAACAAGAAAAUGGCGAAAUUGAUACUCAAAUGGAAGAAUUUGUAAGUGGUCUGAGAUCUCAAGUCGAAAUUUUUGUAAACAGGAUGAAAAGUAAUUCUUCAAGAGGUAGAUCGAUUGCCAAUGAUAGUUCUGUUCAAACUUUGUUUAUGAAUAUAACAGCUAUGCAUUCUAGAUUAUUAAGAUAUAUUCAAGAACAAGAUGAUAGUAGAGUGUAUUACGAAGGUUUACAAGAUAAAUUAACUCAAAUGAAGGAUGCUAGAGCUGCUUUAGAUGCACUUCGGGAAGAACAUAAAGAGAAGUUACGCAGAAAAGCAGAAGAAGCUGAAAGGCAACGACAAAUGCUAAUGGCACAAAAACUAGCAAUUAUGCGAAAGAAAAAACAAGAGUAUUUACAAUAUCAACGUCAGUUAGCUUUACGAAAGAUUCAAGAACAAGAGAGAGAAAUGCAAAUGCGUCAAGAACAACAAAAACAACAAUACAUAAUGGGCGGUUAUCAAGCAGUUUCAGAUUUUAUGGGACAUUCCCAAGGAUCACCUGUCCGUCAUGUUCAUUAUCCAACUCCUGGAGCUAAUUACAAUCCUAUGUCACCUACAAAUCAAGGAGUCUAUAUGUAUGGUCAACCAACCAUGAAUCAAUAUCCUAUGCAGGGUUAUAAUAUGCCGUCAAUGAAUACUCUGCCGGUACACAUGAUGCCAUCGCUUUCUAAUCCGGAACAAUCAUCAGAUCCAUCCAUUCAAGGGCAAGAAAAUAUUGGUCAUGUGACUGUAUCAGGCCCAGGAAUAAUGCCACCUCAAAUGACACCACCUAUUCAACAGCUUCAACCACCGGGUAAUCAUCAGAUAGGCCCUCAACAAGGUUCUACGGUACUUGUGUCACAAGGGCAAACUUCAGCAGGCCGACCUCAUAUACCACCUCAACAAUGUGCUUCAUCUCAAAUCCCACAGCAAGCUCCUCCUCCAACUCAGAUUGGAUUAUCUCCAAUACCUCAAGGACACAUGGGUCCUUCAUCAGGCCCAGUAACUUCGGGUAGCCACAUAUCUAAUAGCACUGUCGUUGGUAUACCACCGCAAAUAGGAUCACAACAAACAUCCGCAUUACCUGGUACCCAAGGAUCUUCAAUGCCAGCGCAUGUUUCUAAUGCUGUUAUUUCGUCUCAACCUUCGGGUGUUAUUCAAGUGCCUGCCGGAACUGGCAGUGAAUCUAUUCCUGCAACAAAUCGAACUUUGCCUGGUUCUCAAACAAUGCAAGGAAUGACUCAAGUUCCACCUGUACAAUCAAUGCAGUUUCAACCUGUUCCUCCAAUCUCAACUACAACCACAGAAAUUUCGCAAGAUGAAGAAAAUGCAAAACCUAGAACAGCAGAGCUUAUCUCUUUUGAUUGAAUACAUAGUAUUAUUUGAUAUAUUUAAAAUAAAAAAAUGUCUUUUUUUUCUAAAUUAAAGCAUUAUAUUAUUAAGAUAUAGUUGCGUAUUUUAUCAAAAUGAAAUUUUGCCUCUGGCAAUAAAGUUAUAAUUUUACAUUUAUUAAUUAUUGACUUAUAAUACUAAAAUAUUUUAGAAAAUAUCUUAGAAUAAAUUAUGAAUAUAUAUUUAAAGGAACAUUACAUUAGUAGGAUAAGAAAGAUGUGAAUCUACUAUAGAUUAAUUUUCUCUCAUUUAUAUAUUACAAUUUAUGAUACCAAAAUUUUCUUGCUAUGUUGUUCCUUAAAAAAAUUGUUUAUAUAUCUAUGCAUAUAUGUAUCCUGGGGAUGUACUCUAAUAUAUAAAAUAAAAUAAAAUAGAUACAAUUUCUAAUACAAU